Molecule: messenger RNA, 1816 nt
Organism: Chelonoidis abingdonii (Abingdon island giant tortoise)
Lineage: Eukaryota; Metazoa; Chordata; Testudines; Testudinidae
Source: RefSeq, a predicted model, not a curated record
AGAGGGACAUUGUGGGGGCUGGAUGGGAGGUGAGUGGGGCCGCUCCCUCCGCGAAACUCUAUGGUGCCGGGCCCGGGAGCAGCAGCGCGAGCCGCUCUGCCCAGGCCCAGCCAUGGAGGUGAAGGCAGAGGUGCCCCAGCUGGAGUACAUUGCUGUCUCGCUGAAGUGUGAGGCAGAGGAACCAGUGCCAAUUGCAGCCUGUGCCCAGCUCUGUGCCCCUGUGGGCGACCUCGCCCCCGGGGUCAAGCUGGAGGAGGCUGACAAGGAGCCUCUAGACAGAGGGGGAGCACCAGCAGAGGCAGGGCCUGGUAGGGCCUGGCAGCAGGAGUACUUAGUGGGAGACUGCCCAGGGCGCGGCGGGACCGUGUGCAUGGUCUGUGGCACCUUCCUAGGUACCUGUGGGCCGAGUGCUGCCCGGGAGCAUGUUCUGCAGCACCACGCCCACUCGCUGGGCCUCAGCCCGGAGGAGAAGCACAACAUUCUGGAGGCCUGGAGCCAGGGGGGCAACCUGCCUGAGGGGGCACCCCCACCCUGCACCCCAGGUCAGUACCAUGGGGCUAAGGAACCGGCCGAGAUCGAGGUUCUAAUUGAUCCAGAGGAGCAGAUGGUGACUCGGAAACGUGGGCAGCCCAGAGGGCGCCCUGCCCCUCGCCCAGAUGCUAGGGCCCUGGAGCCCGGGCAGCGCCCGCGGGGCCAGAGGCGACGACAGAGCAUGGGGCCUGUGGAGGGCAUGGCGCUACCAGCCAGGGAGCGGAGGAGCAAGCAGCUGAGUGAGGGACAGGACAGGGGCACCGUGAGUCCAGGGACAACAUCCCCCUCAGAGGAGGCUGCCCCAAGCUCAGCGCCCCCCGAAAUCCGCCUCUUCACUGACGGUUCUUUCCCAGCCGGAUUCACGCUCAGGCUGUACUGCAGACCCCAGUCAGCUUCUGGAGGGAGAGAAAUCAGAAAGAAUCCAAGCAUCCAGGAACGGAAGAGCCCAGGGGACAGGGGAAAAACCCAGGCACUAGGAAAGAGACAGAAGCAGCUGAGCAAAGCAGGGACCGUGAGACGGGGCGCAGGGAACCCAGUUGGCAACUGCCCCAUCUCUGCGCUGCCCAGCCAGGAUCUGGACCCAGGUGUCCCCCGCCUCCGCCGCAAGGGCUACUCUCACCAUGGCAUCACCCGGCGCCUCCGCCUGAGCCCUAGCACCGUCCGCUGCACCCUGCAGAGCUGGCAGGCGCAGGGCAAGGCCCCACCAGCACCCUCCCCACCCAAGGCCAGGCCCUUUGACCCGGCAUGGCGCGCCGACUUCCUGAUGGACUACGAUGCUGGUGCCGGCACCAUGGUGUGCAUGGUCUGCGAGUACUCACUGCUGCCUAUUCGACUAGGCACCGUCAUGCGCCAUAUCCGCCAGUGCCAUGCCGAGACCCUGCACUUGCCUCGGGGGGUGCGCCGGGCCAUCCGUGAGGUGUGGGAGACCCGGGGACCCAUCCCUGCUCCACCCCAGCAUGGGGCGCUGAAGGGAGAAUAGCAACCCCAGGGACCUGCCCCCGCUCCACCCCAGCACAGGGCGCUGCAGGGGGAAUAGCAACCCAGGGACCUGCCCCCGCUCCACCCUAGCACUGGGCACUGCAGGGGAAGGAGUGAGGCUGAGGGAGGAAUGGGGACCUGGUCCCGCUCCACCCCAGCAUGGGGCGCUGCAAGGGAAGGAGUGAGGCUGAGGUGGGACUGGGGACCUCUCCCUGCUCCACCCCAGCACAGGGCGCUGCAAGGGAAGGAGUGAGGCUGAGGGGGGGACUGGGGAUCUCUCCCUGCUGCACCCCAGCACGAAGCGCUG